Messenger RNA from Stylonychia lemnae, 4305 nucleotides. NCBI's taxonomy places the organism in Eukaryota, Ciliophora, Spirotrichea, Sporadotrichida, Oxytrichidae. The record is from the annotation of a GenBank genome assembly.
AUGGAAAUAAACAAAGUUUCAAAUACAAAAGAAGGAAAUGAUUAUAGUCCUUUGCCAAGUGUUAAAGAUGAAGAUGUUAAGUUGCAACCAAAGCAAGAAAAGAAAUAACUAUGUCAAUGGAUUAAAUAAAAUUAUAUAGAAAGAGACUUUAGCAACCUUUCCUAGCCAAAAUAAAAUGAAUUAGUUAUAAAAGAAAAAGAAAUAAAAGAUAAAAAUCCUAUUGAUUACUUGAUGAUUUUUCCUAGAAAUGAGAUUUUAACCUUUUAUUAGUUUGAAUCGGAUAAAUUCAUGAUUUAUAUAAGGGAUUUAGAUUCAGCUGAUGAAAAAAACAUCUUGCUUUCAGAUUCGUCAGAUUAUCAUUUUUUGAUAAAUCUCUAAACACCUAUCACAGAGAUUAAUGAACCAUAAAUAUUUCUAUUUAAUAAAAGAGAUAUUGACUCAAAGAAAUUAUCAUAUUAAUAGGAUUAAAAAAAUUUAAUUGAAAACGCCAACCAAAACAAUAAAAAUAAUUCUGUAUAUUUCAUAAAAGAGGAUUCAAAUCUUUAAGUUGGCAAUGUAAAUAUAGAAAACCAUUUCGCUUUUGUUUCUUAAAAAGAUAGUUUAGAUAAUAAAGAUAUUGGAACUGUAAUAUAUAAACGAGAUGAUUUGAGCAAAGUUAAAAAACUCGAUUCUAGAUAUAAGAUUCUGGCAUAUAAUUAGAAUUUUAAGUACGCUAUUGACAAGUAACUUAAUCUCUAUGCACUGAAUGAAAAAUUUGAGUUAGAUAAGAAAUAAUUUCUAUAGCAUUUCAAAUCGGAAAUUUUAAUAGAUGCAGCGAUUCAUUGCUAUUGCUUAUAUCUUAUUACUAAAUUUGAGGAGUAAAACUUAAUAAAGAUAUACAAUAUUUUUACAUUCGAGUUAGUUUCUAAGCAAAGCUUUUCAUUAAAACUUGAAUUUGAAAACUUCGAUUUCUAAAGAUUAAGAUUUUAUUUCUUUGAACCUGGUUAAUUGACUGUCUCCUAUAUUCAGGUAUACACUCAGUCAUAUUAGUUAAAUUCAAUAAUACCUCUUAAAGGUAUAGAUAGUGAUAUUUCAUCUGUGUUUGGGGAAUAUUUAUUCUUUGAAAAUAAUGAAAAUGAUGAUGUCGUCUAAAGAAUUGAUUAAUAGAGCCCUUUAAAAGUCUUAGCAAAGGCCCAUAGUCGUGAAACAUUCAUCAACUUAAUAGCGAAAGAUUCAAAUCUACUUUAUGCUGAGAAUUUCGAUGAGAUUGUCAAUUAAUCAAAGCCUUAGCUGUAUUAAGUUCAAAAAUUGAGCAAGGAAGAUGUUAUCUGCUAUUAUCUCAGCAGUAAAAAUAAACUAUUUCUUAAUGAUUAUCGGUCAAUUAACUUUGAUGAUGUAUUUAAGAAUAAAUAAGAAUAGUAAGAUAUUCAGAGAUUAGAUAAUAAAAUAUCUUCAUUUAAUGGACUUAUGUCUAGUAAAGGCAACUGGAAUGGCUAUGUGAUUGAAAUUUGCUCUCCAUAAGCCAUAAAUUAUUUUAAUAAAAACACUUAGCUUUAUAAAUAACUCAUCUUAAAGGAAAAAAUACCAAAAGAUAUCUAUGAUAGUAUAGCUGAGCUGAAGAUGGCUUAUAUUGAUGAAGAUUUCAAUAUUUUAAUGUUCCAUUCAAAGCUAAAACUAAAUAAUAUAAGUUCAAUUGUAGCAUUCGAUCUUGUAACUUUAAAAAUAAUCUAGGAAAUGAGUUUCACAAGUAAUCAUUAGCUUUCUGUCAAUAUUGGUGAAGAUUUCGUUUAAAUUAGUGAUAUAUUCUUAACAUAGCUCUUCUUUUUCAACACUAAAAACUAAGAGUAUCUCAAUAAAAAUAAUGAAUUGCAAAAUGAGACAAGAAAAUCUUUAAAGAUUAUGAAUGAGCCUUAACUUAAAAAAAUCAUAAAAAUAAGUUCAGGAUAAAUUAGUAAAUUUAAAAAUACACAUUCUUCAUAGCAAGACCUAUCAUCCUCUGGUUAUUUUAUUUGUAAAAACCUCAUGAAUGAUGCUAAUAAGUACAUUGCUAUUGAGUAGAAACCAUUAAGUUAAAUCAAUGAUGUUGGAAGCUACAACUAGCCUUUAAUUCUUGCUUUAUACUUUGAAUUAGCCUAAACUAUCUAAAUUGAUUAAAAGAGGAUUGAGUAUUAUAUGAACUAUGAAGAUAAUCCUGCAGGAAUUUUAGACACCAAUAUUGAUGAUGAUAUUUUAUAGAAAUUCAAAGAUAUUAAACAGAUGAAGAAUGUUUAAGUCAUUGAACAAUUGAAAGAUCUGAAAACCUAUACUAAGUUUAUAUCUGGUUAUGGUAACUGUUUCAAUCUAUUUGAAAAUAACUUGAGAGUAUUGGAGAGUAUUACGAAAUCCCUCUCUCUGUUACACAAGCGAGAUCUUCCAAUAUUGAUUAUUCCAAAAAUGUUAAAUGGAUAAAGCCCUUUUGAUUUUGCGACUUAAAACCGGCAGCAAAAGAUUCUCAAUUUGAUUCUUCACGUAAUAAUAAAGUAUCAAAACCACAUCUUAUUUAACUAAUUGAUUGAUAAGCAUAUAUGUGAACUCAUCGAAUACAAAAUUGAUCUUCAGGAUUACUUUGAAAGUCACUUACCCUUUUAUGAAAUAAUAGAUCCUAACUUUCCUAGUCAGCAUUAUGAUGAUCGAGCUCUUUUAGUUGGCACUAGCUUAUAAAAUCUGAAGGAGAUUCAUUUGAAUUAUGAGCAACUUUUCAAAGAUGUUCUUUUUGAAAAACCAGAAAAUGAGGAAAGUUCUAAUGUCUCUAUAGAAUACUUCAUUGUAAACCUACCCUAUACUUUAAAUAAGAAUGCCAAUUAACUUAUGCAAGUACUUAGCGAUACAUAAAAGCAAGAAUAUCUAGAAAAUCAAAUAAUUCAAAGCAUAAUUCAAUUUAAAUGGCGAACUCAUACCAGAGUAUUUUACUUCAAGAACUUCUUUAUUUACAUGAUCUUCAUCUUUGCAUUUAUAUUUGAAACCUUUUAUUCUGCUUACUAUGGCUUGAUUAGUGAAGAAUUAGAUGGGGACUUGAGAAAUAUCUGGGUGAGAAUUUUGAUCAAGUUUAUUUGCUUUGGAGUUAUUGUAUACUUCUUAAUUUAUGAAUACAGAUAGUUUAAAAUCUAGAAAUUCAGCUACUUUAUGGAUUUGUGGAAUUACUUUGAUCUUUCAUAUAUCAUUUCUUACGUGAUACUUACAAUAGUUGAAUUCUCUUCGACUUCAGAGCAAGCUGUUAUAAUUCUUCACAUCAUUGCUAUUUUACUAUCCUCAAUGAAGCUAUUUCAGUUCCUAAGAAUAUUCCAAGGAUUCAGCUUCCUGGUAUCUAUGCUUUAAGGUGUAUUUAUGGAUCUAAGAUUCUUUUUAGGUUUUUUCCUUAUCUUUAUAUUCCAGUUUGGACUAGUCUUUACUAUUUUAUUCAGAGCAAAAUUUGUAGAUGGUUAUAAAGGUGUGGGCAAGCUUACAUAUUUCUUGACUAUAUUUAGAAUAUCUACUGGAGAUUUUGAACUUGAUGACUAUAAAGAUUAAGAUAGUGAACUAGUUUUCAUCACCUGGGUCGUUUGGGUUUUUACUGUUUUGAUUAUUAACAUUGUAUUCAUGAACUUCAUUAUUGCAGUUAUAUCUGAGUCUUAUGAAAAAGUUAUGCAAAAAUUAGUAGCUGAAUCUUAUAAGGUAAAAGCAAAUCUUAUACUUGAAAGAGAGUAAUUAUUUUCAGAAUAAGAACUGAAAAAUCCAGUAUACUUUCCUAAUUAUAUUGUAAUCAGAAGAUAAGUUAAUACUACAUUCUAAGAAGAUGGAGAAUGGUAAGGAUUUAUAAAAGACAUCAAAGGCACAAUGAAAAUAUAGACUGUGAAACAAAAAAAUGAGAUAAUUUCAAGCUUCGGGAAAUCUCAAAAUAAAGUAUAAGUCUCAUCUAUUGAGGAUUUAGUGAACGAAUAAAAAAAGUUGAAAGAGAUCAUUGAGCAAUUAAUAGAAAGUAAAAAACCAGAAUUAUAACAACAAUAAGUACAGAACUAUCAAUUACCAGCUAAUUAUAACUAAAUAUAGUAAAAGGUUCUAGCUAAGCUUAACUAAUACAAAGAUAAUGCAAUCAAUAAAGAAGAUUUCGAUAAUUUUAAAUAUUCUGUUGAAAUAGAGAAUAGAAAUGUUGAAUAAAAACUGGAUGAAGUUAAUAAAAAGGUAGGAGACACUCAAACUUAGAUUAAUGAUUUGAAGAUGGACAUGAGUAUUCUUAAAUCCUUGAUGAGUAAAAUUUCUGAAAAUUUGAGCCACAGAGCUCAAAAUAAUAUUGAGACUAAACGCUCUUGA